This is a messenger RNA of Priapulus caudatus, 715 nucleotides long. RefSeq lists its product as uncharacterized. The record is from RefSeq and is a predicted model, not a curated record. NCBI's taxonomy places the organism in Eukaryota, Metazoa, Priapulida, Priapulimorpha, Priapulimorphida, Priapulidae. The transcript is spliced from 2 exons. The coding region runs from base 39 to 410 and encodes 123 amino acids.
UGUACUGUAAAGCUGCGACUCAUGUGGCCACUGCCGUCAUGGCAGUGAGGCUAUCAGCCUCACUCUCUCUUCGCUGUCUCCAGCUCGCUCCGUUGAUGUCUCGACUCGAUCUGAUGCGGUUCCCCCUCGGGGUCGUCUAUGGAAGCCGGGACCCGCUGGUAGAGGCGAACAUUUCUCACGAGGUCGGCCGGCUGCUGGGCGUGGAGGAGUGGGAGGAGGUGGCGCGUAGAGGUGACACACCCCUAGAGGAUGGCGCUGAAUUAUCAGAGGGGCAGCGAUAUAUCCGUGGAUUACGUAUAGCCGGUGGUUCUCACUUCUGCUUCAAAGAUCAACUGGACAAUGUCACCUCAAUGAUUCUUGACCUAUUAGUUCACACUACCAAGAACGCGGCAAAAGCUGCACGCAGUUGAAGCUGGUUGGCUAUCGGAGGUGCUGCCCUCGUGUGGCCAAGAAUGUUAUUGUGACAAGAAUGAAUGUGAUGUAAUCAAAUUGCUAUUACAUUAUUAAUAAAUACUUUCAACGGGUACAUGUGGCACAUGAUUAGAUCAUACAGAUGUGCAAAUAGUUGUGAAUAGUAAAUUAUCUAUUUAAGUUGCUAAUUAUAGACAUUUAUGAACAUUGUAGCAAACAUGUUGCUAGUAAUGUGAGAGGUGGGAGGGUGUUUGUGCCAUCCGUUACUUUCAGUGUAAAAAAACGAUGUUACGGUUACCCAGCA